Solanum verrucosum is the source of this 1078-nucleotide messenger RNA. Its product is annotated as agamous-like MADS-box protein MADS1. NCBI's taxonomy places the organism in Eukaryota, Viridiplantae, Streptophyta, Magnoliopsida, Solanales, Solanaceae. Gene Ontology annotation, biological process: positive regulation of transcription by RNA polymerase II. The transcript is spliced from 8 exons. The record is from RefSeq and is a predicted model, not a curated record. Bases 29 to 823 code for a protein of 264 amino acids. Gene Ontology annotation, cellular component: nucleus. Gene Ontology annotation, molecular function: RNA polymerase II cis-regulatory region sequence-specific DNA binding; DNA-binding transcription factor activity, RNA polymerase II-specific; protein dimerization activity.
CUUUUUUCAGCUUUUUAGAUAGAAGACGAUGGUUUUUCCUAAUAAUCAGGAAUUACUCGUUGAUGGGUCGUCUUCUCAGUUGAGGAAAACAGGUGCAGGAGGUGGAGGCGGAGGAGGAAGAGGGAAGAUUGAGAUUAAAAGGAUCGAAAAUACGACAAAUCGACAAGUUACGUUCUGCAAACGUAGAAAUGGGCUAUUGAAAAAAGCUUAUGAACUUUCUGUUCUUUGUGAUGCUGAAGUUUCACUUAUUGUAUUUUCCAGCCGCGGCCGUCUCUAUGAAUAUGCCAAUAACAGUGUUAGGGCAACUAUUGAUAGGUACAAGAAACACCAUGCUGAUUCCACAAGUACUGGAUCUGUUUCUGAAGCUAACACUCAGUACUACCAGCAAGAAGCAUCCAAACUGCGACGACAAAUCCGAGAUAUACAAACUUAUAACAGGCAAAUAGUUGGAGAGGCUUUGGGCAGUUUAAGCCCUAGGGACCUCAAGAAUUUGGAAGGGAAACUUGAAAAGGCCAUUGGUAGAGUCCGUUCCAAGAAGAAUGAAUUGCUUUUCUCAGAAAUAGAGCUCAUGCAAAAGAGGGAGAUUGAGCUGCAGAACGCCAACAUGUAUCUACGAGCAAAGAUAGCAGAGGUAGAGAGAGCACAAGAGCAAAUGAACUUGAUGCCUGGAGGCGGCGGAGGAGGAGGAGGAUCUGAUCAAUACCAUCAUCAGCCAAAUUAUGAAGAUGCUCGCAAUAACUUCCUGCCUGUAAAUCUCCUGGAACCAAAUCCCCAUUACUCUCGUCGCGACGAUGGUGACCAAACUCCUCUCCAGCUUGUCUGAUAAUCAUGGAGCAGGUUUUCUGAAAUUUGGGGUCAAAGCUCUUCCUUCAUCUUCAGAAAUGUGUACUACAAUUUUUAACCUAUAGUGUUGUAAAUCAUAAUCAUAAUUAUUGCCACUGAGAUUUAAACUGUUUAUUUUCAAGCAAUAUUAUUCAGUAAUCUGUUAAUUAAGGAAUGAAAAAUCUUGUUUGUUAUAUUAUGACUACUUCUAUAUACUUUUACAGGCUUCUAUAAAUAAAAAAACUAUUGAACUAUA